Molecule: messenger RNA, 3535 nt
Organism: Culicoides brevitarsis
Lineage: Eukaryota; Metazoa; Arthropoda; Insecta; Diptera; Ceratopogonidae
Gene: IntS6
Product: integrator complex subunit 6
Exons: 2
Coding region: 340-3441 (1033 amino acids)
Biological process (GO): snRNA 3'-end processing
Cellular component (GO): integrator complex
Source: RefSeq, a predicted model, not a curated record
UGAAAGGACAGCUCUGUAUUUUUGUGACGAUUUAACGCUAAAAAUUGGAAAAUAAUUGCUGAAAAAUCCUCAAAUUGUCUUUAACUGUUGUUACUGCAUCAUUUUUUGCGUGUACCGCGUUUGGGUUUUGCUGAAAUUCGGAGAAAAAGCUCAACUUAUGACACAAUUUUUGAUUCGCUGCGUUUUGUGACAUAUAAGGGGGGCAUCUCUCUCGUAAAUAUCCGUAGUACAUGCAUGUGCAAGAAUAAAUAUUUAAAGCAAUUUUCGUUUGUUCUUUGAGUUGUUGUAAUUGAGAAAAUCUAGUUCGAGGACGUCUGAUCAAUGUGAGACAGCAACAUCAUGACAAUUAUUCUCUUUCUGAUCGACACAUCGGCGUCGAUGAGUCAAAAGGCUCACGUAAAUGGCGUACAAAAGAGCUACUUGGACAUUGCAAAGGGCGCAGUUGAAACGUUCCUCAAGUAUCGUCAACGAUCGCAAGAUUGCAUGGGAGAUCGCUACAUGCUAUUGACUUUCGAAGACCCCCCCGGCAACGUAAAAGCUGGUUGGAAGGAAAAUCACGCGACUUUCAUGAACGAACUCAAGAAUUUACAAAGUAACGGCUUGACUUCGAUGGGCGAAGCACUGAAAAAUGCCUUUGAUUUGCUCAAUCUCAACCGAAUGGUAUCCGGUAUCGACACCUACGGGCAAGGACGAUGUCCCUUCUAUCUCGAACCAUCAGUUAUAAUCGUAAUUACGGAUGGCGGACGAUAUUCUUACCGAAACGGGAUCCAUCAUGACAUUGUAUUACCCUUGCAUGCGCAAAUUCCGGGCGCAAAACUCACAAAAGAGCCUUUCCGAUGGGACCAAAGGUUGUUUUCGCUCGUUUUACGAAUGGCAGGCAACCGUAUGGAGGAACGUGUCGAAGGUAAAGUCCCGCAUGAUGACUCUCCGAUCGAAAAAAUGUGCGAAGUAACUGGCGGAAGGUCGUACAAAGUGCGUUCGCAAUACGUGCUGAAUCAAUGCAUCGAGAGUUUGGUUCAAAAAGUUCAACCGGGCGUCGUUGUGCAUUUCGAUCAACUCGUUUUCAAGGACAUGAAAGACGGCGAAGUGCAAGAUAUCGCCUUUCAACCGACCAAAAAGAUGAUUUACGUCGUCAAAGCACCGCAGCAAAAGGCAUUCCCUGUCGGUUAUUGGCCCAUUCCUGAACCAUAUUGGCCAGAUUCGAAAUCAGCAAGUCUCCCGCCGCGUGAUGCACAUCCCAAAAUACGAAUUAUUUCGCCGUGCAUCGAUGAGCCGCCGAUUGUGAGAAAUUUUCCCAUCGAUAAAUACGAGUUGGAAGCAUGCCCGUUGACGUUGCAGAUUUUGUCGAAGAAAGAACCGAACAAAGUAUGGCCUUUAUUGGUUUCCAAUCAGAAUGGCAUGCACGGAAACGAAAUGCCUUUCGGUUAUUUGAAGGCAAAUAGCACUUUAACAAUCGUUCAUAUGUACGUGCUGCCUUACAACUAUCAUCUCUUACUGCCAUUGAUAAAUGAUUUUUUUCAAAAGUUCAACGGAAGUGCCCCCAAUGAGUGGAUUGUCAAGUUUUCGAAUUACGUGCGGGCAAUUCCGCAGUACUAUUGUCCCUUUUUGCGACGAGCUCUGCUAAGUGCGAAUAUCCCAUAUCCCUUUUUGGGAUACAUCCUGCCCGAGAAUUUGGACAACUAUUUGAGCGCCUCGAUAGCUACUUACUUAAAAACGAUGAAAAACACGGCGAAACAAGAUCAGGAGAACCUCUGUUUGCGCGUUUUCAAACAACUGAAACUCCCGAAGCCGCCAUACCAUCAAAUCGAAACGGCAAAAUUGAAUGUUGGGUUGCAGCUGAAACGCGAUCUCGUGACACAUCCGAUGCUCAAGGAGACUUUUACAAAGUUACAUCAAGAUAUCGCGGGCAAUUUGUACGAAAAUUACACGAUUACCGUACCAACGUUGACGAAUUCUGUCGCGACGAAGAAUUAUCGCAACCCCUUCGACAUUCCACGGAAAGAUUUGAUUGACGAAGUCGCUCGAAUGCGAGAGAAUUUCCUUCGUUUGCCCACAAAUGGCAUUAGUUUGUUCACAAAAGAUGCGGGACAUUGUCUGCCCAUCGCUGAAAUGGGUAAUUAUCAGGAGUAUUUGAAGAAUAAGGAGACGCCGUUGCGUGAAUUGGAGCCGACAAAUGUCAGACAACACAUGUUCGGCAACCCCUAUAAGAAGGACAAGAACAUGGUGAUGGUUGACGAAGCAGAUCUCGGGGAAAUGGCACCCAUGAAGAACAUGACGGGACAAAAUAUGCCAAAAAGACUGGAAAACAAGACGAAACAACGGCGGAAAGCGGGACCAUUGAAGAAGGAUUUCGUUUAUGAACGAGUUCGUACGAGCAGUGAAAGUUCGAGUAUUUUAUUAGACAGUCCCUGUCCAUCGCCGAUGUCGAUUGGAAGUGAUAUCGAAGACGAUGCGGCUUCAAGUGACACAAGUAGUGUGAUGUCGACGUCAGAAAUUGCCCCAUCCUCUGAAAAUCGACUCGAUUUCGAGUUUAAUGAACCUGCUAUCGAAGACUUUUCCAUGAACGGGCACGUUCAGAGCUUCAUAAAUGGCGAUACUGACGAAGAUGAUGCCGAAAAUGCGCCUCCUGUACAAAUCCCAAGACCUCCGAUUGAACCGCCGACCCUCAUGGCGCCCAUUUCUUUCGUCAAUAAUGUCAUUGCGCCCCCAAUUUCUUCUCAGGCAACCCAAAAUGGGCAAAAUCCCGCUUCCAUAAUUGCUCCCAUCGUUUCCGUCCCUCCCGUUGUCGCUACUUUAACGCCUCAAAUCACGCCGCAAGUGGCAAGUAGCAGUUCGCAUCAUCACAACGACCUGAAUGACGCGCAAGAGAUCUCAAAAAUCCUCCAAACUUGUCACAAUGGCGGAAAUUCAACAUCAUCAACACCCGUAAUUAUCACAAAUAACGUCGUUGCGUCUCCCAUCGCCGCAAACAAUCACUCCGAAUUCGAAUCUGAUGCGGAAAAUGCGCCGCCCAACGCUCAGGAACACGAAAAUGCAUCGAAAGCAGUGCAUUUAGUGAACAGCACGCCGCAUCCGCUGCUCACGAAUCACAAUGCCAACAACAACAAUAAUACUCCGUUAGCAGCACAACAAGUCAAUCCACACACGAAUCACAUUAAUCACAAUAACAACAACAACAACUUCCCCGAAGACGAUGACGAAACGAAGGAAAAUAUUCGACAGCAGAACAUGGAGACACGAAAUUUGAUUUUCAAGGAGAUUCGAAAGCCGGGACGCGAUUAUCGCAAACUUAUUGAGCAUCUCGAUCUGAUACGCGGCAAUUUUGACACGAAAUUCACCUUUGUGCAAAUGUGCAUCAACGAGUCGCUCCGAUUUCGAAGGAAACGUAUGGCAGACAGCAUUCAAGAAUGGUGGAAUAGCCAAGUAGAUCAACUGUCGUGAUUUUAUGCAUAAUGAAAAAAAAAUAAAAAAAAAUAUAUGAAAGUUGUAGAUUUCUUGUAAAUAUUAUUUCUUAGAAAUUUUUGAUAUAAUUUAA